AUGAAAACCAUAAAUGCACAAUCGCACAUUCAAACUAAACAUAAUGAUGAUGCUCCAAAAAGAUCCGGUGUUAUUGAAAAAGUUGCUCGUUACUUUCAGGAAAUUGUAACCAUGAACGCGAGCGAGUAUCUACAUAUUUAUUCAUGUUUAUCAAUGAAGCCUACACAGAACAAAACUUUUAUCCACAAAUUUGAAAAGAAUGAAGCUUUAAAGCUUUCGGAGAAAGAAUUCCCUGAGGGAAAAUUCUGA
Messenger RNA from Clunio marinus, 249 nucleotides. NCBI's taxonomy places the organism in Eukaryota, Metazoa, Arthropoda, Insecta, Diptera, Chironomidae. The record is from the annotation of a GenBank genome assembly.